Molecule: messenger RNA, 5871 nt
Organism: Mugil cephalus (flathead mullet)
Lineage: Eukaryota; Metazoa; Chordata; Actinopteri; Mugiliformes; Mugilidae
Gene: tex2
Product: testis expressed 2
Exons: 13
Coding region: 737-4252 (1171 amino acids)
Cellular component (GO): endoplasmic reticulum
Molecular function (GO): lipid binding
Source: RefSeq, a predicted model, not a curated record
UCUCUGUUGUUUGAUAGUUUCAGCAAAAAUAAAUGGCGUCUAUGAUAACAUCUGGGAGAGUAUUUAUUUGUUUAUAUUUUUGAUGCGUUUUGCCAGAUAAUCAGUUCCUAAUGCCGUAUUAAAGAGAGACAGGUUCAAUAAUGUCUGUGAAUAGGAAUCCGCGUCUUGGAGACAUACUGCAACGCUGUGACGCAAUUCACCCUGUCCUGCUGCAACACAAUAAACUAUGAAUCGCCAGCGUGCGGACGAUAGGAGGCUUCGUCUUUGGGAGGAAAUGUGAAUUAAAUGGCGAGGAGAAGGGGGUGUGGCGCGAUGGGUCUCCCAUUCAACCAAAACACUAACUAACACGCCCAGGGCUUGUGCAUUUGUGGCGUAAAGCCCGCGCAGGGGGGUUGGACAAGCCCGAUCGCAGCGGCUCCGUCCGUCUCCUCGGACUCCUCCGGCUUGGUAUUCAGGCCGGCAGCCCUCGGCAGCCCGCCCGCCGCGAUCCGUGCUUCCGCAAGCUGCAGAGAAACGCUUUCCGCGCAGGGAAUCUCAUCGCGUUACGCAGAUUGAGCGCACUCCUUUCCCUGGACUCGGGGCGAUCUGGCGGCCUGCGGAUGAAGAAAUGGGGAAAUUGAAGGCCUGUUAGCAAUGACCCAUGGCUGUGCUGUGCUCUGCGUGUGAGUGCAGAUUUUGUUCCAAGAGGAGAUUGAAUGCCUCUAAAAUCUCAAGGCUGUGAGCCCUGUGCAGGGUGAUGAUGAACACUCAGGGCUGCAACAGCAAGGGAGGCGGCCAGCAUGCUGCCACCCCUCCACCCCGUCCCGCCCCCGGACCCAGGCUGCAGGUGCAGCGUUCCCUGUCUCGCGACACCAUAACCAUACACUUCUCUGCUCUGGGGAAGGAGGAGGAUGAUGAGGAGGAGGAGCUCUAUGGGGUACAUGAGGUUGGACCUGCUGCAACUACAUCUGUUCCUGAAGAAGCAGGGGGUGUUGCUUUGGGGGCUGAUGAACAGUGUGUCACCACUGGCUUGGAGGCGAAAGAGGAGCUGCUGUUUGAAUCUGCCGACGCGGAGACAUCCGCCAACCUGUUUGUGGAGCCCUCAGACCCUCAGUCACACACACCCUCUCCAGCUAUGACCAUUAGUCCCAGCUUCGCUCAAUCCCACCUGAGCUCCACGGCUCCUGCUAGCUCUUCCUGGCCUUCUGACCAACCAUCAGGCAACCCAUUAUCCACAAGCUCCAGCACCUCUUCACCGGGCAAGUCUGGAGCGCUGUCGUCCUCUAAGCCUUUUCUCAGCCUCGUCAGAUCUUUGUCCAACGAUGUCGAGUCUCGAGAAACCGCUCCUGCUGCACUUCCCCCUGUCACACCACCACACCCGCGCCACAGACACUUAAUGAAAUCCUUUGUUAAGUCCCUAUCCACGGACACUGCUAAGGCCGAGCACCAGGAAGGGCAUGUUUAUCACUAUCAUCAUCAACAGCAGCAAGUCCAAACGUCCCAUCGGCCUCCGCCUCGCAAUAUGCAGCUCUUCAAGCAGUUCUCCCAGCCCCGUUUAUCCUCCAGCCCCGUCAUUAUCACUCAAGCAGGAGGAGACUCCAAAACAGCCCCGUCCUCUCCCAUCAUGUCCCCAGAUGGUAGGUCCUUCUUCAAAGUCCAAGAGGUGGAGGCCAGGAUAGAAGAUACCAAGCGGCGGCUCUCCGAGGUGAUGUCCGAUCCCCUGCAGCUUUUUAGUAAGAUCAUGGGGGAUGAGUCUGGUAUGGGAGCUCAACGUGCCAAAUCGCUGUCCUCCAGUGCAUCAGAACUCAGCGGAGUGACGGCAGUAAAUGGCCACGCAGAAGGUAACAACAACUACAGCAUCAAGGAGGAAGAAUGGGCAGAAGGGGAAGAGGAAGCGGAAACCCCUACAGGAAAGGCUCCUGACUCCGUUUUCUUUUCUUCUAUGGCACCAUCUCCAGCGCUCACUCAACCCUCAUCAUCGUUUCUCCACAAGUCUCCUUCUCUCACUCUGGGACGCUGUUCAAUGUCGGCCCUGGUCGCUCGACAGGAAGACGAGGACUUCUGUGAAUUGUACAGUGAAGACUUUGAGUUAUGUACUGAUACUGAGACCCCAGAUGGGGAUCAUUCUGGGUCUCGGCAGCCCCAUACUGGCAGCACUGGAUUGUGCAGUGAACUUGAUACCGAAGAAGAGAAAGCAGAGGAAGAGGUGGACGCAGUUCCUGUGACGGGCCUCAUCUUCUUUACACAGUUGGUGUAUUGGUACUUUCUCCUUCCAGUGCCACCGAGUGUAUGUGCAGUGGUGCAUGGAGUAGUAGCUGGAUUCCUGUUGGCCUUGUUGGUACUUUGGCUGUCUUCCCCUGGAGGAUCAUUAAGGAACAGAACUGGGAGGCGAAUGACAGACCACUGGAAUGUGGCCCAGUUGGAUAUCAAAGAACCAGGAAUUUUGAAGGGCUGGAUGAAUGAGAUCCACAGCUACGACCCGGAGAUGUACCACGCCACCCUGACUCACUCUGUUUACGUCCGUCUAGAGGGCUCCGUCCUGCGCCUGUCCAAGCCAAACAGGAACAUUUCCCGCCGUGCCACACACAACGAGCCUAAGCCUGACGUCACUUAUAUCAGCCAGAAGAUCUACGACUUGACUGACAGCAAGAUCUAUCUGAUGCCCCAGAGCUUGGCUAGAAAGAGAAUCUGGAACAAGAAGUACCCCAUCUGCAUUGAGCUGGCCAAGCAGGAGGACUUCAUGUCCAAGACUCAGACGGAAAAGCCCGAAGCUGGGGAAGACAAAUUAACAGGGCUGAGCGAGAAAGUGGAGAGAACGGAUCAGGGCGAGAAAGCUGAAGGCUCUGUGCCGGCAGAGGAACCCAAGAGACCAACGUCUGGAGGAGGAGAUCUGACAAUCUACCUGUUUGGGAGGACGGGUCGGGAAAAGGAAGAGUGGUUCCGGAGGUUUCUUCUAGCGUCGCGGAUGAAGUCGGAGGGCAGAGGUGGCAGUCUGCCGGGCAUCUGCAAGAGUGCCUUCUUGCCCUCCCACAGCCGCAGUGGCAGCAUCCAGUCUGGCGGAGGCCCGGACGUGGACAGCAGGAGCAGCAGCCGGGGGAGCCUGGAGGAGUUGUCUCAGUCUCGUCACAGAGACGCCUCGGUCGCUCUCCCCUGCGGCUCUACUGGGGGGACGAAGCAGAAGAUGCUGCUGGACUAUAACGUCUACAUGGCCAAAUAUGUCACCCCCCAGGCACAGUCGAGGAGUCCGACUGCCACUGAGAGCCCUGGGCACAGCCCCGAGAGCAGCCCGAAAACAAUCAAAAAGAUACGCAAGAGUUCAGAGGAGACUCCAGAGUCCGAGGCCUGGAUCAAUGCUUUUCUGGGAAGAAUAUUCUGGGACUUCCUGGGAGAGAAGUAUUGGGCCAACGUAGUCUCCAAAAAGAUCCAAAUGAAGCUCAGUAAGAUCAGGCUGCCAUAUGUUAUGAAUGAGCUGACUUUGACAGAGCUAGACAUGGGCCUCUCCAUUCCUAAGAUCCUCCGUGCCUCCAAACCCUCUGUGGACCACCAAGGUCUGUGGUUUGAUUUAGACAUCUCCUACGCGGGCUCCUUCCUCAUGACACUAGAGACCAAGAUGAACCUGGCCCGCCUGGGGAAGGAGGGCGAGGGGCUCGGGGAGCAUGGGAAAGAAUGGUCCAGGCCACGGACAUACUGUCUCGCGGACAGUGACGAAGAAUCGUCCAGUGCUGGUUCGUCAGAUGAGGAGGAUCCCCCGGAAUUGCUCAGUGACAAACCUGUUCUUCCUGGAGGCGAGGGCUACGUGGGAGGCCACAGACCCAGCAAGAUCAUGCGCUUUGUGGACAAGAUCGCCAAGUCAAAGUACUUCCAGAAAGCCACGGAGACGGAGUUCAUUAAGAAGAAGAUGGAGGAGGUAUCCAACACGCCCCUGCUGCUCACCGUAGAGGUCCAGGAGUGCCACGGGACACUGGCUGUCAACAUCCCGCCUCCCCCCACGGACAGAAUAUGGUACGGUUUCCGGAGUCCGCCUCACCUGGAGCUGAAGGCGCGGCCUAAACUCGGCGAGAGGGAGGUCACGCUGGGUCAUGUCACCGAGUGGAUUGAGAAGAAACUGGAUCAGGAGUUCCAGAAAAUAUUUGUGAUGCCUAACAUGGAUGACUUAUGGCUACCCAUAAUGCACUCUGCCAUGGAUUCGCGUUCGAAUGCCAACUUGGUUACUGUGAUGAACGAUGCCUUGAAAGAUCCCGAGCCGGAGGAGCCCGAGGUCGCUGACAUGUGAAGGCCGCUGAGCGAGAUAUGCGCCGAGAGACGUUUUAUCACCAUGACGACACAACAAAGAGCAACAGUGGGCCUGUCCAGCUCUCCCAAAUUGUUACUCAUACCCCAGACCCACUGUGGCCACCAAAACUAAAUAAAAGGCUACUGGUGAGCUUCUAAUCAUUUGCAGCCACUAAAAGCAAGACAAUGGAAGAUAACGGUGACUCACGCGUCGCCGUCCCAAUCGCGCACUUUCGUUUGUGUGAAGUCAAAUGAAAUUCUUAAUUCCAACACAUGUCAGGACUAAUUAACAGGUGUGUGUUGUGGUGGAUCGCCAAACAGCGACAUCUGAUUCAGCCGGAAGAACCCUUAUAGGCCCCUACCUGUGAUCUACAGCUGCACCAAACACGAUAGUUGUACAGUUUUCUUGUUUUCCCAUUUCUAAUCGCGUGGUUACCGUAACUCUAUGAGAACUUUGCAGCCACAUUUAAUCCAAUAAGUCCAGAAAUUUGGAGAUGAUCUUGCUGAAAGCCCCCGGUGUCUACUAGUCCGCAUUUCACAGGGAUGCCACAACCUCCGUUCAUCAGCCACACACACACACUGCUGCCUGUGCCAGCUGCCUGGCACUUAUAUGCAAACCAACCAGUGGCAUCGUGUCCAUUUAAAUUGACCAUGGACACACGUGUCGCAUCAUAGAACCCGUGCGCUUUUAACUGUGUGGUAGGAAUUCGAACUAAAGCCGACUUUACAGCUGAAGAUUGCCUAGGUCUGUUGAAUGUAUAAAUAUGAAUGCAGCUCCCUAGCUGUGCAACAAAUAGCUCAUUCACUGACGUGCAUCUAAGAGACAUGUUUUCAAGCACCUCUUUUCAUGUUCUGUUUUGAGCGAAAGUAAUAAUUUUCUAUUUUUCUUGCCAAAGCAAUCUUUCAGUCACAUUUGAAAGGUACCGCGAGAGGUAAUUGAAGACGAGCGAGGAGUGGGUGAGUAAUUUUGCGUUCCCAUUGAUGUCGAAUCUGCAGCCGACGUUUUAAUAAUCGCAGAAAGCCAGAAGGCGAAGGGAGUGAUCCUUCUAGACAGCAGGAAGCUAAUUUAUCGAGACAUAUGUACCUGGAAUUCAUCGGUAGUGGGAAACCCAAACUCAACAUUAUAUUUUAAUAGACUGGAUAUUAGCCAUAUUAUUUGACGUUGUGGAUCAAUGCUUUGUUUUUAUCCGAUCUAUUUAUUUGCCGUUUUGUGUUGUACACACAUUAAAGAGGAACACCAAUACGCUGGAUCAAGAACUUUGUAAUCUGCCAAGGCACCGUCCGCUUUACAGCUGACUUUUACUUCACGUGUUUUUACGUUCGUGCGUGUCGGCAAGUGUAUGAGGCAGAAAGUGCCUUUAAAAUGAUCAAACAUUCCUCCGUAGUGUGAGCCACCGCGUUUCUUGCAUCAGUUGCGGAUAGAGAGAAAAUGUCUGUGUGCCAUUACUGUGUCUGUUAACAAAAGGCCCCCUUGUUUUUGUUCUUUUCAGUGUUGUUCAUUUGCACAGUGAUUCAAAAAAAAAAAAAAAAUAUAUAUCAGACAUUGCUGUUGUGUUCAGUGAUGUUGCCGAAUGUUAUUGUUCUGAUCAUUGUGGAUCAAUAAAACCUUUUGCUUGGGAA